This is a messenger RNA of Paramuricea clavata, 3009 nucleotides long. The record is from the annotation of a GenBank genome assembly. Lineage: Eukaryota; Metazoa; Cnidaria; Anthozoa; Malacalcyonacea; Plexauridae.
AUGGAUAAGACAUAUAAAUUCCAGAAAGGGACGGUAAUUGACUGUGCAAUAAAGAGAGCGAAUCCUCCAGAAGUAAAAUACACCUGGUAUUCAUGUUACACUCCCAUCUGUAGCGAGAAAAGUUGGAAAUUCAUCAAAAAAGCACCUACGUUACAACUUGAUAAUCAAUUAAAACCUGAUAUGAAGUAUAAGUGCAAAGCCAAGAACGCUGCUGGCAGUGCAUCUAAAAUCAUUGUUGUGUUUAAACCCGUAGAAAAUGCCAGUGAUAGUAAGUGUACCCAAAUCUCACAAUUUGUAAUUAUAGAUUGAAUUAUACAUACCGUCGUCAGAAUAUAUAUGAAGCAACAGGCAGAUUACGAAUUGUAUAUUUAUGACUAGAAACACGUGAUCGCAACAACCCCUCGCCUAUAUUUUGCUGAGCGCCGUUCCGGGCGUAAGCCCGGGGCGAGGGUGCUAGUUCCGCCUGGAUAUUUAUCCCCGGGGAAAGGAAAGCAUUACCGAAGCCCAAAGUUCAUCAUUAAUCGCGGGCGUGUGUUACCGUGCGUGGGUGGUCAUCCUCACUGAUCUCCAAAUAUAGCGCGGACUGUCAUAAAUAGUGAACACUGAUAGGUUCAAUUUAAAAUGUGCAUUAUAACGACCGCAUGACGACAGCGAAAUAGCAAACAUUUCUUGGUUUGAUGACGUCUUGCAAAUGUGUUUCAUUUUUGCAAGAUUUUGCACAUUUCAAAAGCUUUUGGAGAAAAAAAGGCAAAAGAAUUGCUAAAAGAAGGGAGCAAAGGCACCGACGUUAACGAAGGUAAGUUUGUUUUAAAUAUUGAAUCAGAUGCAUUAUUUGCUUUAUAAUUGCUUUACAAGCUGAUUGUCGCGUAUAUUUGAAAUGAAAAAAGACAGCAUAUGAUUUCAAUGUAUCUUUAUUGAUUACCCUUUUUUAUUAUAUAAAAAAAAAAUUAGCAAAGGUAUUUGCAUUCACGAAAGGCAGUUUAGUUUAUCGAUAAAGGCAGUUUAGUUUUGUAAAGAACAUUCUAAAACGUUUUGCGAAGCGUUUGUGGUUGAAUUUUACUAUAAAAUUGAAGCUUAUAUUACGUAUAAUAACAUACCUAACAUACAUAUGUUGGAAAAUUGAUAAUUUUGAAAUUGAUAGAAUUUUUAGGGGAUUUUCACUUGUAAAACUAUUCUAAAUAUAAUUAUCGUGUCACCAUGACAACUAUUUUAAAUACUUUAUGUCCGGAAAAUACAAUGGUUUUGUCUGCAAGGCGAGGGUUUCUCCAUGAAUGUAUUUUCUAGUAUUAAUCUGAAGUUAGCGUUCCAUGCCGUUAGGUUCAUUUCGCUACCACCAACCUACCAUGAAGCAUAAGGGUGCGCCUGCAAUGAGUGGGAGUACUUUUCAAUGCACGUGUUUUUUUUACCUUGAUAAAAAAGCGGAUGGGAAUUAUCACACUAGCCUCAGGCUUCUCGCCCUACUCGCGUGGUUUGGUUAUUAACACAUAAAUCAUUCAUUACUAUUGUCAAAGAUCGUUCUCCAAUUACCUCCAUCUAAAUAACCAUGCCAAAAAUAAAUGCAUGGUUAGCCAACACUAAACGAUGAUUAGCGUUUUCAUAGUGUUUCCAUAGAAAAUGUUUCCAUAGCAACAAGUAUCAUUUUCUAAAAUAUAUUUUUUGUACAAAAUGGAAAAAAUAUUACUGUUGACCGUAGCUUUUUGUUUUAAUGUGUAUUUUUGAGUUUCUUCCAGUAAAAUAAAACUUUUCUAAUUAUCUAUAUGUUGUCAGCAUAUGUAUACUAUCUACGCAUCCUCAGUUAAGAUGACUGUUGACAAGAUUAGGUUUCAAGUGUUUGCCGCAAUUCCGCAGUGUUUGCCCCAUACCAAAAACAAAUUUAAUUGCGACACAGCAUGUGGUGUAGCAACUAAGCGAAGAUUUAUUAAGAAUAGUAAAUUUGUUUCCAAAAAGGUGCUCCCACUUUAUCUGACCAGAUACGGACGCUGAUCUCGAUUGUCGUUCCAACUGGAUUGACGUCCAUGAUAAUUGUGGUUGUGGCAGGUUUUGUGUUGUACAGAAGAAAGAAAAUUUACGGCGGGUUUUACCUGUUUUCAUAUCCUCCUUUACCUGACUAUAUGGAGAUCUUAGAUAGAAAUGGAAAUAUUCAAGAACAGCUUCAGAAACUGCCGUUUAUACCAGAAUGGGAAUUUCCAAGAGAAAGAAUUAGCUUUGGUAUGUAAUUUCUUUUUGUACAAUAAUGGACGAAGAGAAAGCAUCCACGUGGGUGUAAUUCGCAUUAAAAUAUAUUUAAAAUGAGGCAAUAUUUUUAAUUAUGCAAAAUUAAACAUAAACUAUACGCUCUGUAAUUUAACAUAAACUGUUAAUAUCCUUAUAAUCUGACAUUUCUAGAAAAAAGCAAAUCAUUUUCAUAUAACCAGUAGUAGUUUUGAGCGCUUCAAGCUUACCUUGUAUAUAAGCAGCGUUUGCCAUUGAUAUUGAUCAACGAAACAAUAACGAAUAGGUGAUUUGAAUGGUGAUUUUUUUCACUGAUGCACAAGUAUUUUUUUUACUCCUAUACGAACUAUAAAAAAUGGCAAUAUAAAACCAUAGACAAUCAAAGGAAGUUAUUAUUGUUCCUUUGAUUGUCUAUGAUAUAACUGAAAGCAGUGUUCUUUCUAUAAUAAGGUUGACGUUUUUCCUUUCUCCCAACAGUUUAGUCUCAGCACAUUGCCUGUAGUUAGUCACAACGAAAGUCAUUUUCGAAAUAGGUUACAAAAUAAUUUAAAUUAUUUUUCAGCCCGGGAACUUGGCUCUGGACAAUUUGGAAUUGUUUGGUUAGCAGAAGCAAUUGGUAUAUCUGCAUUUCAUCCAAGAGACAUGUUGAGAGAAAGAGAGGGUGGACGACGGUUUUCAUUCUUCAAUCGCACAAUGAAAAGAAACAGCUAUGUCUUUUGUAAAGAAGUAACCCAAGUUGCAGUUAAAGCAAUGAAAGGUUGGAUUUUAAAUUUAGUACAGUACCUGCAUGUAUUAUGA